This is a messenger RNA of Pyrenophora tritici-repentis Pt-1C-BFP, 924 nucleotides long. RefSeq lists its product as uncharacterized. The record is from RefSeq and is a predicted model, not a curated record. Lineage: Eukaryota; Fungi; Ascomycota; Dothideomycetes; Pleosporales; Pleosporaceae.
AUGGUCUAUUUCUUCCGGACGCUACAAUCAGUCUUCCUGGUACCAAACGCACAGGGGUCAGUGACAGAGCAGGCUAAAAAGAUAGAGGUCGAACAACGCACUCCGAAGCUCGAGAUACUGGAGAUUGAGCGUACAGAUUACGAGAGUUCGCAGAUAGGGGCAGAAGACGCACUGGUCAAGUUGAAAAGUGUGAACAGGUUUCUAAGUUCUUUUAAGGGCCUGAAAGAGCUCUACAUUGUCUAUCACCAUGACUUAGCAUUCGGAGAUGAUGGAGGGGACCGCGAGGCAGCCGGAAUAAGAGCACAUGCCUCUACGCUAGAGAUUUUGUGUGCUGGCUCAUCACGGGAAAUUCACUACGUCGAUAAUCCGACUCUCACUCAAAUUCUUCAUGACUGUACGAAUCUGAAGCAACUGGGUCUGACACUCUUUAGUGAUCAUAAGACUUUCGACCUCCACCAUGACCGUAAGCUAGAGGACCUUUCUGGUCACUCGCACCUCAUAUCCGCCCGCGACGGUACACACCGACUGAGAAUAAUCGCACGACAUCCAAAUAUCCAAACACUUCGCAUACUCGACAACAUAAGGAUGUUCCAUCAUGACGAUGUCAGUAACUAUGCAUCAUACCAAGUAACAGCGCAGCAAAUGGCUCGCGCUGCGAAUGCCUGGACAAAAGACUGGGCCCAAAACAUAAUCCAAUAUCUUAAAAAACAUGGCUCCAAUAUCAGAGUCUUGGCAGUGUACCGAUAUCGCAUCUGGGGCGGCUAUUAUACAGGAGUUGAGGACUUGGUAAUUGACAACGAUGGUCAACUCUUUCCACGCUAUACAUACGAUGUCAAGGUCAAUUACGAUCAUUGUCCUGAUCUAAUAUUGCAGCCGGGGCAGCCGCAACGGCAGCUGUGGUAUUUUCCUGUGCCGAUUAGAUAA